Fusarium mangiferae is the source of this 1854-nucleotide messenger RNA. RefSeq lists its product as uncharacterized. NCBI's taxonomy places the organism in Eukaryota, Fungi, Ascomycota, Sordariomycetes, Hypocreales, Nectriaceae. The transcript has 2 exons. Bases 1 to 1854 code for a protein of 617 amino acids. Gene Ontology annotation, biological process: proteolysis. Gene Ontology annotation, molecular function: tripeptidyl-peptidase activity; serine-type endopeptidase activity. The record is from RefSeq and is a predicted model, not a curated record.
AUGUGGGUUAAAGGGGAGCGGAUCGACCCGGACGCUCGCUUUUACCUUCGCAUUGGUUUAAAGCAGUCAAAUCUCGAGGACGCCGACAAUCUCAUUCACAAAGUGUCGGAUCCAUCGUCCCCCAGCUAUGGUAAGCAUUACUCUGGACAAGACAUUGUUGAGAUUUUUGCCCCCUCAAAUGAUACCGUCGAGACUGUCCGCUCGUGGAUUUCCAAAUAUGGAGGGUCUUCAGCAUUAUCCCCAGAUAGGGGAUGGCUGUACGUCAACAUGUCAGUCAUCGAAGCUGAAACCAUGCUUAACGCGACUUAUCACAAGUACCACCAUACCCUACAAGAGUAUUCAACACUAUCAUGCGAGGAAUACUAUCUUCCUGCCUCUGUGCGCCCACAUAUCGACUUUGUCACCCCAGGCGUCAUGCUUCUCGCGCCUAAGCAAUCGCGUACCAACACAAAAGUCAAGAGACAGGAACCUAUUUUUCAACCCGCUUCCAGCAGUCCGCCUUCAACUGGCACGUCCAAGUGCGGUGACGCCGUUACUCCCGAUUGCAUACGAAAACUUUACAAUAUACCCACGAAUAAAUUGAAAAGUCCGUCUAAUAGCCUCGGAAUCUUUGAAACAGGGGACUAUUAUGCCCAAGAAGAUUUAGAUCUGUUCUUUGGCAAAUUCUCACCCAACAUCCCGAAGGGGACCCACCCUAAGCUCGUUUCAAUCGAUGGAGGCUCUGCACCGGUCAAGCCAGCCGAGGCCGAUGGGGAGUCCGAUCUUGACCUGCAGGUCGCUUACCCGCUUGUAUACCCUCAGUCAAUCACCUUGUACCAAACCGACGACAAAGUGUACACUGUAAACGGCGCUGGAGGACUGUUUAACAACUUUCUCAACGCCAUUGACGGGUCAUAUUGUUCUUACAAAGCCUUUGGGGAGAAGGGUAAUGAUCCUGCAUUCGAUGAUGUUUAUCCUGAUACACAACCUGGCGGUUACACGGGCAAGACGCAAUGCGGCAUCUCGAAACCAACGAACGUGAUUUCCAUCUCGUACAGCAAAUCGGAGUCGGAUUUGCCUUUCUACUACCAGCAACGCCAAUGCAAUGAAUUUAUGAAACUCGCACUCCAGGGACACACUGUUCUAGUUGCCUCUGGUGAUGCCGGUGUGGCCUCUCGCUCCUGGGACCCAGAGCCGAACGGAUGUCUCGGUUCGAACAAUACGGUGUUCAAUCCUAACUUUCCCGGAAACUGUCCGUACGUUACAGUUGUUGGUGGAACUAGACUACCCGCUGGCGCUUCAGUCACUGAGCCAGAAGUUGCUGCGUAUCUCCCGCAUCAAGACGGUUCGGAUAGCACAUACACAAGUGGUGGAGGGUUCAGUACCAUCUACUCUAUCCCAAGCUAUCAGAAAGCAGCACUCGAUACAUAUUACACGCACCAUGAUCCAGGUCACAAAUCCUUCAGUGUUAUACACAAUGCUACACACAAUGACACAGCUCCCAUUGGCGCAAAUGGAGGCAUUUACAAUCGCAUAGGCAGAGGUAUGCCUGAUGUUUCGGCUAUCAGUCAAGAUAUAGUAACGUAUGUGGAUCGUGAGUACGGGCUCAUAAGCGGUACUAGCGCGGCGACGCCUUUAUUUGCUUCCAUUGUGACCCUCAUCAAUGAACAGAGACUCAAAGCUGGAAAAAGUCCUGUUGGCUUCAUAAAUCUAGUCAUGUAUCAAAACCCUCAGAUUUUCAACGACAUCACCAAAGGAAACAACGAGGGAUGCGGUACUAAAGGUUUUUCUGCAGUUCCAGGAUGGGAUCCAGUGACUGGGCUUGGGACACCUAAGUAUCCUGCAAUGUUGAAGUUAUUUAUGGAUUUACCUUGA